AUGCCAAAGAACAAGAAAGCAAAAACAAAAACAGAAGAUAAACCAAAGUCAAAGCAGGUGAAAGAAGAAGGCAAAGGGAAGAAAGAUGAAGGUAAAAAGGAAAGGGAAAACAAAUCAGAUGAGGAAGAAGAUACAAAUAAAGGUGCAGAGAGGAUAAAGGAGGAACAUGAAGAAAAAAGUAAAGAAGCAGAGAGGAAAAAAGAGGAGAAGCUCCAGAAACUUGCAGAGAAAAAAGCAAUGUUAAAGGAAAAGAAGAAGAAAGAGAAACUUGAACAGAGGAAAGCAGAAAAACUAGCUGCUGAGAAAGCUAAAGCACUGGAGAAGGAAAAGGAAAAACAACGUGAGAAACAGGAACGGGAAAAAGAGAAGGAGAAGCUGAGAGCAAGACAAGAAAGAGAGAGGGAAAAGGCAAGGGAAAGAGCUGAAAGGGAAAAACAGAAAGAAGAAGAAAGAAAAGAAAGAGAAAGAAGAAAAUCAACACCUCCUACAGUGGAAGAGAUAUUGGACAAAAUGAAUUAUGAUCUUGUGAUGUCUCUGACUGUCGAGGCCCCUGAUGUGCCGAAAUGUUUAAAAAUAAUCACUCAGAUCUCGGAGAUGGAGAUAAACCCAGAUAUCAUAAAGAAAAACCCCGACAUAGUUCAAACCAUUAAAAAGAUACGAAAUUACAAACAGAAUUCCAAAGUGCGAGAAAAAGCGAAUCAACUGUACGCGUAUUUUAAAUCACUGUUUAGCAUUUCUGGAUCAGACUCGAGAAGAGAAAGUACUUCACUUGAUAUUUCCUUAGUGGAAACGAACGAGAGAACGGAACAGAUUAGGGUAGACGACACGCAGGAAUUUAAUAAAAUUAAACAAGAGACAUCUACAGAACCCCACAGCACCCCUACUGAGAAUGGUGGUGACCACCCCGUCCCCUCCAUCGAACUCAAACUCGAGGAUAGUGGACACAACAUCGAACAAACUUCAACGGAAGACAAAACUUCACUUGAAAACAAUACGAUAAUGGACGAUCUUACUCCAGAACCUGCCGAGGUUGUUAACGAUCCCACGGCCAAUUUAUCACCGUGUGAUAUGGAGAUAUCAAGCCCUGAUUGAACAACACUAUUAUUUUGCGGAUGAUAUGUUUGAUAUGUUAUGUUGAGUAACUCCGAGGAGAUGAUCAUGUGGUAUAUUGCUGGCCGAGAUAACAAGUCUGAAGACCCAAGAUAAACUGCGACGCCUGUUUUUAACAGAAUAGAAUCUGAUCAUAUGUUUUAAGAUUUCGUCCAUUUUGAUGUCGCGAGGCUUUCGUCGAAUGAGAUUCUCCCAGUUUAACGUUUUGUUCCAAAUAUUGGCACAUCGUAGACUAUGGAGCUGGAGUAGCUUAAUGUCUAAACCAUCUCUGUUCUCGAAUUGCAUCAUUUUUAAUCUCUGUAUGUUGUUUUCUGAGUCUCUUGCUACUCUUUUACAUCAAUUGUAAUAUUAACUUUAUGAACGUAGACACCGAAAUGUUAUUAUAGCGCAUGUCAGAAGAGUUAGGACGCUGGUCAUCUUAA
Stylophora pistillata is the source of this 1532-nucleotide messenger RNA. RefSeq lists its product as uncharacterized. Lineage: Eukaryota; Metazoa; Cnidaria; Anthozoa; Scleractinia; Pocilloporidae. The record is from RefSeq and is a predicted model, not a curated record.